This is a messenger RNA of Camellia sinensis, 1565 nucleotides long. The record is from RefSeq and is a predicted model, not a curated record. Lineage: Eukaryota; Viridiplantae; Streptophyta; Magnoliopsida; Ericales; Theaceae.
UCAUGUAAAUUUAAUUGAAAUUUAAAGCGUAGCAUGGCGUCGUUCACCUCUACUGCAACUUCCAGUACAUGCCACGACGAAUGUGUGCCUGUGGACAUGGCCCCCGUAUUGUUAAGAUUUCCAGGUCCACCAAAAAUUCAAGGCGUCCCUACUUUGUCUAUCCCCGCCCUGUGGUGAGUGACCAUUCUUUACUGGUCAUAACUGUAUGAACAUUAACAACCCAUGAAACUAAUAGUUCCAUAAUUUGCACUCAUCAGCCCUGUGUCAGUUGGAUUGGUUGGUGCGAAGAACGAAGGCGAGAGAACCAAGACUAUGCAUCACCCAGAGAUGAAAUUGCCAUGCAAUUGCAGGCUGAUGUCGUAGACAUUCAACAAUCCUUGUGUGUCCUUAAGACCAUUGUGUAUGUGCUCUGCAUUGUCGUUGUCAUUUUGUUGUGCCGUAUGUAAGCACCGUUACCAUUUUGUCAGUAUGUAGUUAGUAUGUUGGUAGUAUGUUGUUGCAUAUGGGAGCUGUAUUAAUAACUAUCAUAUUUUUGUCCAUUACUAACUUGUGUGUCCUUAGGAAAUUUGAGAAAAAAAAAGGAUAGGCUUGAAAACAUAGACAGAAACAGUUGAAGAAUAAGUACAUGAGCUUGAAAAAAGAGUGGCAAGCGUGGACAAAGUUAAUCGAUUCAAACAAACGAGUGUCAGGGAUAGGCUUUGAUAGUGACACCAGUAUGUUUCAGGCACUUAAGGAGUGGUGGGACAAGAUGGAAUCGAUAAACAAGAUGUGUGCCAAGUUCAGGAAAAAAACCUUGGAACAUCAUGAGUUGAUGGAAACGGUCUUCAUGGGGGCAUCAGCUACUGGUAAGCACCAUUGGACCCCGGGAGAGAAACUCGCUGAAGCUGCUGACGACUCAUCUGAUUCAGUGCACAGUUUGGGAGCCCAGCCAUUUGCUGAUCCGAUACCCGCAGGAGUAUAGGACGUGGAUUCAGAUUCUUCAUUGGAGCAUGUUCCAAUUGAAAAGGGGAAAAGGAGAAAGACGCCAUCAAGCAGUGUUUCAAAGUCCAAGAAGGCAACAAGUGGAGCAUCAGUUAUUGCGGAAAGCAUGAACAAUCUGACAGAUGUGGUGCGUACGAAGAAUCAGCAGGUAGGCAACGAAUCGCUGUAUACUAUUUCGAAGUGCAUGCAUCGCCUAACGAGUAUUCCAUCCCUGGUUGGUACGCCGUUAUUCCACUUCGCCUCGACACUUAUGGAUAACGCCGAUUUGCGGGAGGUGAUGAUGUGCCAACCUGAUGACGACUCUAUCAUAGGGCGGCUUACACAAAAACAGCUCUAGUGUACUGCAUUGGCGCCUUUUGCAAACCUGUUUGGGGCUUGCCGGAUGUGAUGUAGCAAUGUUAAGAGUGUUGAAGAUGCCUAUCCUUCUGUUGCAUUAUGAAAACUUUUACUUAUCCUAAUGUUGGCACUGUAUUAAAACAGGAUGUGUGUGUGCAUGUUUUUAUUCCUUUUUUUUUGUGGUUUUUAUUGGUACUUACGGUGGACAAAACUUUUAAUUCAGUGCAUGGGUUGUCGUUCAUGGAAGC